AUGGCGACCGCCGAAAAGACCAAGGAGCAGAAGCAAUUCCAAGUCCCCGACGAGUACGAUUCAGAGGAAGACUAUGACAGCGCCGACGACAUUGAAUACUCCGAAGACGAGGACGAAGACCAAACGGUCCCAAACAAAAACCAACAGCUCCAACGCCGCCGGCGGCAACAGCAGCAGCAGGAUGACUACUCCGACGACGACUAUGAUUCCGAAGAAUAUGAUGAUGACGAGGACUACUCUGAUGACGAGAUCAUCCAGGGCAAGUCCAUGCAGCCCUGGUCCCAGGGUACCAGCUCCGAUACGGCGCCCACGGGUGGCAUGAACGUCAUCCCACAAGAGCAGAAGAAGAGCCUUGACGACGAGGAAGGCAUGAAGUUGAAGCUGGAAUUGAACCUGGAGAUUGAAGUGGAACUCAAGGCUCGUAUCCACGGUGACUUGACCCUGGCUCUAAUGUAA
Molecule: messenger RNA, 456 nt
Organism: Penicillium cataractarum
Lineage: Eukaryota; Fungi; Ascomycota; Eurotiomycetes; Eurotiales; Aspergillaceae
Exons: 1
Coding region: 1-456 (151 amino acids)
Source: RefSeq, a predicted model, not a curated record